CUCGCCAGCCUCAUACAUAAGUUACUCAUUCAUCCGAUCCAGCAGCUGCCCAGUUUUUUGUUCAAAUAUAAGUGUUAUUUUCAUAAUUUUGUAUUGUGAAAAAUAGAAAAGUGUUACGCACAAAAUUUUCUACAUCGUGAUUCCUCCAUCUUUCUUUGGGAUGUCGAGAAUGAUUACACCGGCGGACUUUACUGACAAGAAGGAGAACAUUGUUAACCUGUCAUCUUCGCAAACUCAUGUACAAUUACUGGCUGGGAUAAUUCCAAACAAACUGAAGAGUCAUGUCGGAAAGAUUCUUGGAAAAACUAACAAGUUUAAGGACAAGUACCCUUGCACCAUGUUCUACCUGAUUUCAAGUAAUUCCGGAAAUCGACUUCUUCUCACAGGCUCUGGCUGUUGGGGUUGUGGGGUUGAGGGAGAAUAUGCAGAAUUUGAAAAAAAUUACAACGCCAUUAAGACCCUCUCAGUGGACGGCUUCUCUGUCGAAUUAAUUCCGCGUUGCUAUACAGUAAACAAGCAUAACAUGGAUAUUAACAGCGAUGAGAGUAAUACCCCGGUCAGAUCUUCCACGAAUGUAAACGAUUUUAAAACUUUUGACCAAGUUCUCCUAUAUGUGACCGGCUUGGAUCGAAUUUUUGACGUUUUAAGGAGCAAAUGGGGCAAACUUAGUAAAGAAAUGCCUCAACUGCUUUCUCCAGAGUGGAACAACAUUCAUCCAAAACUCACCUGGUUGGGAAACAUGAUGGCCACUGUAGGCAUGGUCACAGAAGAUAUUAAGUACGUGAAGAUGUUUUUUUGGGGGGCUCAGUACACACAACUUUUGCUCGACUUGGGCAAGAUUGACUGCUCAGAUAACAAGUAUAAGUACCUAUGGAGUUUGGUCAACAAACUACCAACACUUUAUUUUCUCGAGUUGGGCAAGGUCGACGCUACAGAUACGGAUUUUAAGAAAUUAGGAAACCUCAACAAACUCCGGAAAGAAUUGAUGAAGUUCGACUUCCGGCAAAAAUUGAAAAACUUUUAUUCAAGUGUUGAAUACACAAAACUUUUACACGACUUGGGCAAGAUAGCAACAGAUACAGAUACAUAUAGCCAUUUUAAGAGCCUAAACGAAUCCGUCAAAAACUUAGAUGUGUUUUUUUUGAGUUUUGUGACGCAACUCAUCAGCCAAAAAUUUGCUGACUCAGAUGACAAUUUUAAAAAACUAAUCACAUUAAAGGAUGGCAUGAACAGUAUCCCUACAAUAAUAAAGCUUCUCGAACUUUGGCAGCUUUACCUAAAUUUUGUGGACCCCAUGCAAACCCCACGAACUUUCGAUCUCGUUUUUGACUCUUAUGCGGGUAAUCCACCAGCCAAUUUCCAACUCUUCCUUCAGGAUAUAUGGGCCGACUUGCUAAAAAUGGGUGUCCGGUAUGUAUUCUACGCUUUUUCGCGAUGUGCGGAGGACAAUUUGCUCGAAUAUUUGUACAACCAUCCCGAUACCCUUGACGAUAAAGGGUGUCAUAUCAUGUUCGCGAUUAAGAAUAGUAAUAUAACUGACUACACCAAGUCCAUAAAGAUCAAGGCCCCUUGUGAUUUUUGCUACUGGACCUUUCCCCAUCAUUUCGACAAAAUUGGGGAGAACCAACUGGGAAAGUGGGGAAAGACUUUGAAUUUGCCAGCCUUUGAGAAUCCUCAAGCUUACUUGUCGUCAUUGCUACGGCGUAGGGAGUUUGAUGAUUUUAAGAAUUUCUAUCAAAGGAUUCAGCGCAACAACGGAUUCAGAUUUAUGCCUGCGCAAGACGGCAAAACAGUCCUACAUGUGGCAUCCAUGUAUCACAGUGAAACCGAAUUUGUAAACUUUAUAUACCGUGAGGAACCUGACUUGUUGGAAAAAAGAGAUAAUGAUGGCAGAACUGCACUGCAUCACGCCGUUAUCAACGGACACCCCAAAGUUGUCAAGUUCUUACUAGAAAUCACAAAGGAGUAUGACGAUCCCGAUUAUUUUCCCUUUGGGAAUACUGCAUUCUCUUACGCUGUGGCAAAUCCAAAUCAAGCCAUCCUGACUUUAUUCUUCGAGAGGAAACCCAAGCUGCUGUCCUACCAUCCAAUGUUGAGAUUUAAAAAUAUAUUGACCACUGCAGCAGCCACAUCGACUUUAAGUACGGUGGAGAAAAUUUGCAGUUUUCAGGAUGCCCCGGAUGCCCUCAAUUCUCCUGGCUACCAAGGAAAAACUCCACUCUAUGCGGCAUGGGAACGUGGUAAUUACGAUAUAUUCAAGUUUCUAUUGAAGAAGGGGGCCGAACUAAACAUAAUUCCAGAACUAGCAACUUUGUGCGAAAUAUUUUUGGGAUCCAUUCCGAAAAGAAGAUUCGACAUUGUCCGGCUUUUGCUAGAUGAGAAACCCGAGUUGCUUGAAGAGUUUCAAAAUUGCACUUGCGGCAAUCCUGAUCUCUGUAAUGCGCUCCAUUUGGCAGCAAUUCACGGGAGUUUGGACGACAUCAAAUUAUUGACGAGAAAUAAUUUUGCAGUGACUAAAACUUCCACGGGGAGAACGCCUUUGGACAUCGCGAGAGAAAGACGAUUUCAAGAAAAGGAUAUUAUUGACCACUUGGAAAUCUACCAAAAAGUUAGGGUUGACGACCCUUUCUAAAUUUAACAAGCUCUUAACUUCC
Molecule: messenger RNA, 2654 nt
Organism: Folsomia candida
Lineage: Eukaryota; Metazoa; Arthropoda; Collembola; Entomobryomorpha; Isotomidae
Exons: 2
Coding region: 161-2632 (823 amino acids)
Molecular function (GO): protein binding
Source: RefSeq, a predicted model, not a curated record